GGCGUUCCUAUGUGUGGGCGGACGUACAGUAGGCUUACAACCAAUGCUAGACUAACGCCAUUCAUAACAAACACAACACUUCACGCAAUCAUUCAUUCACUCUAUGAGUGGCUUUAAAUGAGUGUCACAUCUGUGAACUAAAUGCUAUGUUUUGUUCAUAUUAUCUCUAUGUGUGACACCUCUUAAGACAUAGUGACCACCGAUUGUCCGAAAUGAACAUAAGUAUCACUGAUAUAUGCGAGAACACGAAGAUGGGCCGUGAGUUCGCCCUCUUAGGCAACUACGAGACGGCUCUCGUGUAUUAUCAAGGAGUGGUUCAACAGAUCCAUCGACUUCUGCAGACCAUUAGCGACGCCAACCGUAAGGAGCGGUGGCAGGAGAUUCAGCAGCAAAUAGCACAGGAGUACGAGUACGUCAAAGACAUCCAAACGAAACUCUUAGGCUUCAAAGGCGAUCACCACAACACCCGUCCUAUCAAUCCGUCGAGACAUUCGCCGCCCUUCGGAGGCGUAUCGGACGACACGAGUAGUGACGCCGACUAUUGGCCGCCGUCUUCGCCACGAGAGCCCGACGUAUGGCCGCCGCCGACACCCGUUGAGCACAAACCCGGACCACAAGUGAAGCAAAGACAGGGCAGACGUGAGAGCACUUCGUUUGGCAAUAAAAGUGGUCGAGAAUCCAAUGCCAGCGCCAGUCGAUCGGCUGCUGUGAAGGGCGGCCCGAAAAGGGGACAAAAUGAGGGAAAGACUGCCGGAAAUAAGGCGAGCGAACAGCGCAAGAAGGGUGAGAGCGGAACCUCUAAGGAGGAGCCGAACGAGAAGAAGUACGACUGCGCCGGACCUGACAACGAGUUGGUCGAUAUGCUGGAGAGGGAUAUACUGCAGAAGAAUCCGAGCACUCACUGGACAGACAUCGCGGCCCUCGAAGACGCCAAACGACUGCUGGAGGAGGCGGUAGUGUUGCCGAUGCUAUGGCCCGACUAUUUCAAGGGUAUACGGCGUCCCUGGAAAGGGGUGCUAAUGGUUGGACCGCCGGGAACGGGCAAAACAAUGCUGGCGAAAGCGGUGGCCACGGAGUGUUGCACCACAUUCUUCAACGUCUCGUCGUCGACACUGACAUCGAAAUACAGGGGCGAGAGUGAGAAGUUGGUUCGGAUCCUCUUCGAAAUGGCCCGUUUCUACGCGCCCUCCACUAUAUUCAUCGAUGAGAUCGACUCGUUGUGUUCGCGCCGGGGGUCGGACACCGAGCACGAGGCCAGCCGUCGCGUGAAGUCGGAA
Molecule: messenger RNA, 1277 nt
Organism: Oppiella nova
Lineage: Eukaryota; Metazoa; Arthropoda; Arachnida; Sarcoptiformes; Oppiidae
Source: the annotation of a GenBank genome assembly